CAUUAUUUGGAGCCCCAUAUGAUUGUACUUUGCGUUUGCAUCGACACAUUCAUCGAAUUGAACGUGGUCCAAGUAUUUAUUUUUUCUGCAAGCACUCAUAACCAUAUCUGGAAGAAAAAAAGGUUAUUUCAAUUGAACGCAGGCCAACGUGGAUGUUGCAUAUUGCGUCUGUGAUAGUUAAUAAGUGAAUAUGUCGCCGGUACGAGAUAUUUUGCGCGAUUCCAGCGGUGACUCUGGAUCGGAAUCAGACAAUGCGUCCGCUUCCUCGAGAUCGAGUCGUAGUGGUAGUCCAACAUCGCAAGCCCAGGUACAAGAGUCAAACAAUAUCAGGAGUGAGCAGAACUCUGAGGAUGAGAAUGGAGCACGUUCCGUUGUAUCCAAUGCCAGUGGUAGAUCUUCGAGAUCCAGUAGCCAAACGGUUGAGUCAAAUAAAUUGGAUGGUAGUCGCAAGUCAGAAAGCCCAUCACCAGCAAGAUCAGGUUCUAGACAUUCUAGUGCUGGUUCUGUUCAAAGUGAGAAAUCUGGUUCUCACAGAAGUGCUACUCCAAAGUCAGUAGCCUCCAGAGCCUCUAGCUCGGAUUCUCAAAAAUCUCCUAGAUCACGUUCACAGUCUCCACGUGGCAGUGUGCAUUCUACAAGCUCAAAAUCACCUGUCAGUCCGAGAUCUAUGCAAUCAGAAACUAGGUCACAACAAAGAAAGUCUAAGCCUCCAGCUUCACCAGCUUCCAAUGGCUCUGGUUAUGAUUCUCCAAAAAGUCACAGAUCUAGAAGUGUAUCUUCUCACAGAAGCAACAAAUCAACUGGUUAUGCGAGUCAACAUUCUCCAGCAGAAAGGCAUUCGAAAUCUCCUGUAUCUCCUAAAACUUCAAAAUCAUUUGAGGCAUCUACCGAGAGAGCAAGCUCUGAAAAAUCAGAUACCAAAAGAUCACAAUCAAAAAGCCCUAAGGAUAACAAAAGUGACGAUGAAUCAAACAGAUCUUUCAAACAGACAGAUAACAAUCGAAGUCCAAAAUCUGACGAAAGCGAUAACGAAGAGCGAUUAAAAGGUAAACGAAAAAAUAAUGAUUUUGCAUUAGAUACUGAGAAAACUAUUAAACGACCUAAAAUGAUGAUAAACUCAGAUUCCGACAAUGAGAUAGCGGACAAGGAAAAUAGCAUUGCUCCAACCGCAGAUGCGUUGUUCGGUGAUGCAAGUGAUAUCAGUACAGACGAUGAGAAGGAUAAGAAAGAAGAUGAAGAACAUGAAAGAGAUCGUAGUCGUAGGGAGAGCAGAAGUAAGAGCAAAAGUCGUAGCAGAAGUAGAAGUAGAAGUAGAAGCCAUAGUCGCGGGAGAUCUGAAAGCGGUGGAGAAGGUCCAAGCCAUCGAGCUCUUAUUGAGGAUGAUGAUGAUAAGGAUAAAGAGGAUGAACCCGAGCCACCGCCAGAAACUAGAAUCGACGUGGAAAUUCCAAAGAUCACUACCGACCUCGGACGUGAGAUACACUUUGUAAAGUUACCAAAUUUCUUGUCCGUGGAGACGAGACCAUUUGAUCAUGAGACUUACGAGGAUGAAAUUGACGAGGAAGAAACUCUGGAUGAGGAGGGUCGAGCUCGUUUGAAACUUAAAGUUGAAAACACAUUGAGAUGGAAGGAUACGUUUAACGACGAAGGUAAAAUAGUGAAAGAGAGUAACGCAAGAUUCGUCAAAUGGUCGGACGGCAGCAUGUCGUUGCACUUGGGCUCGGAGAUCUUCGAUGUGUACAAACAACCCUUACAAGGCGACCACAAUCAUCUCUAUAUUCGCCAGGGUACUGGUCUACAAGGCCAAGCGGUGUUCAGAACGAAACUAACUUUCAGACCGCAUUCUACGGAAUCGUUCACACACAGAAAGAUGACCAUGUCGUUGGCCGAUAGAUCGCAAAAGACAUCCGGCAUCAAAGUUCUUUCUCAAGUGGGAAUGAAUCCGGAUCAAAACAGAUACGAGAUGAUAAAGAAAGAGGAAGAGAAACUACGCAUGGCCAUGCGAGUUCAAAGUAAAACGAAGAAGAGUAUUGGUGGUACCAGGAAUACUGGUCGCACUGCAGGAGCAUAUAGUGGUGAUCCUUAUCAUGACGACGGCUCUGAUGAUGAGGGUGCAAUUUCGUUAGCUGCUAUAAAGAAUAAAUAUAAAAAAGGCGCUGCGAUUGCUGCUAAAGCAGCCUCGAAUAUAUAUUCAUCAGAUGAAGAAGGAUCGGACUUUGAGACACUUAGGCCUAAAAAGAAUUUUAAAGGGAAAGUACUUAAAGAUUCAGACGAAGAGUCCGAUUCUGAAAGCUCUUCAGGAAGCGGUGGAGAUGACAAUCAAGUUGAAAAUGCGAGCGAUUGAAAUGUACAUGUAUAUAUACAUAUCUAUAUCUUGAAAGAAAUAAAAGCAAAUAUUUGUUAAUAAUAAUCAUAUCUUAAUUGUCUAUGCGAAUAAUACAUAAUUGAUCACUGUUCCGCAAUCUAAGAAAUAAAAGAA
Molecule: messenger RNA, 2479 nt
Organism: Harpegnathos saltator (Jerdon's jumping ant)
Lineage: Eukaryota; Metazoa; Arthropoda; Insecta; Hymenoptera; Formicidae
Gene: Atu
Product: Another transcription unit
Exons: 6
Coding region: 191-2344 (717 amino acids)
Biological process (GO): transcription elongation by RNA polymerase II; positive regulation of transcription elongation by RNA polymerase II
Cellular component (GO): nucleus; Cdc73/Paf1 complex
Molecular function (GO): RNA polymerase II C-terminal domain phosphoserine binding
Source: RefSeq, a predicted model, not a curated record